AUGCUCUACGAACUAGUAGGAAUUGUACGUACACUGAACAAUGGUAGUCCAACGGAAGCAAAAGAUCUUCUUACUACCCUAGGCAAACUUAUUUUGAACAACAGGGGUGUAAUAAGAACUAUAAUUCCAAUGGGGGAAAAACAACUACCAAAAAUAAUAAAAAAGGACCAAGAGAGACAUAUUUCUGGUUACCAUUUUCUCAUGUUGUUUGAUUCUUCCGCCUCUGUUCAGUCGGAAAUUCUUCGAACACUCAAAAAGGAUCCCAGAGUGAUAAGAUCUUCAAUAAUAAAUGUAAAUACAGAUAAGCUAUUAAACCCACCUUCUUCGAUCCAACAGACAUUUAGCUAUAAUUCUAUUCUAAAUAGGUGA
Messenger RNA from Kazachstania africana CBS 2517, 369 nucleotides. It is a transcript of the gene MRP17, whose product is annotated as mitochondrial 37S ribosomal protein bS6m. The record is from RefSeq and is a predicted model, not a curated record. Gene Ontology annotation, biological process: translation. Gene Ontology annotation, cellular component: ribosome; mitochondrial small ribosomal subunit. NCBI's taxonomy places the organism in Eukaryota, Fungi, Ascomycota, Saccharomycetes, Saccharomycetales, Saccharomycetaceae. The transcript has a single exon. Gene Ontology annotation, molecular function: structural constituent of ribosome; small ribosomal subunit rRNA binding. Bases 1 to 369 code for a protein of 122 amino acids.